Messenger RNA from Nothobranchius furzeri (turquoise killifish), 5055 nucleotides. It is a transcript of the gene phka2, whose product is annotated as phosphorylase kinase, alpha 2 (liver). Gene Ontology annotation, molecular function: calmodulin binding. Gene Ontology annotation, cellular component: phosphorylase kinase complex. Gene Ontology annotation, biological process: glycogen metabolic process. Lineage: Eukaryota; Metazoa; Chordata; Actinopteri; Cyprinodontiformes; Nothobranchiidae. The record is from RefSeq and is a predicted model, not a curated record.
CCUCUCGUUCGUGUAUGGAACAGCAAGAACAUGAUGUACAGAAUGGAUGUACAGGGACGCACAUACGUCGCCUGAGUGACGCGCCGCCAUCCACAAGCCGUGACAUUUCACUCGGACUCCACAACCGAGACUGCUGACUCCGUGUUUACACUUAAAGGCUGUAAAUGUAACACCAAGCGGGGCUUUUACCGUCUAAAAGCAUCCGGAUGUUCCUCUGCUAGCGAGCUUUAGCAGCUUGAGCAACCUCUGCGGAGGUCAAGCAGGCUCAACCGGACAGAAAGGAUGGGUAGAAAGUUAGCUUAGGGGUGAAGCUAAAUUUAACUGUUGCUUUUAUCACAGAGCCGUCCUCAACAAGUGUUCGAGCUUUAAGGCGGUGGACUUCCUUCUUGUUAGCGAGUCGUGAGGAUGAGGAGCCGCAGUAAUUCAGGAGUGAGGCUGGACGGAUAUGCCAGACUGGUCCAGGAGACCAUCCUCUGUCACCAGAACCCAGUGACAGGACUCCUCCCGGCGAGCAUCCAGAAGAAGGAUGCCUGGGUGAGGGAUAAUGUGUACAGUAUCUUGGCUGUGUGGGGGCUGGGCAUGGCUUACCGCAAGAAUGCAGACCGUGAUGAAGACAAGGCCAAGUCCUACGAAUUGGAGCAGAGUGUGGUGAAGCUGAUGCAGGGGCUUCUGCAGUGCAUGAUGAGACAGGUGGAUAAGGUGGAGAAGUUCAAACACACCCAGAGUACAAAGGAUAGCUUGCAUGCCAAAUAUAACACUGCCACCUGCGCUACGGUGGUCAGGGACGACCAGUGGGGCCACCUGCAGGUGGAUGCUACCUCCAUUUACCUGCUGAUGUUGGCACAGAUGACAGCCUCAGGUCUCCACAUUAUCUCAAACCUCGAUGAAGUGGCUUUUAUCCAAAACUUGGUUUUCUACUUAGAAGCCUCCUACAAAGUAGCAGAUUAUGGGAUGUGGGAGCGAGGUGACAAGACCAACCAGGGCAUCCCUGAGCUUAAUGGCAGCUCUGUAGGAAUGGCCAAGGCAGCUCUGGAGGCCAUCGAUGAACUGGAUCUGUUUGGGGUUCAAGGAGGACCAAAGUCAGUCAUCCAUGUUUUACCCGAUGAAGUGGAACACUGUCAGGCCAUCCUUUGCUCCAUGUUACCAAGAGCCUCAACUUCCAAGGAGAUAGAUGCUGGUCUUCUGUCUGUCAUCUCUUUCCCAGCCUUUGCUGUGGAGGAUGCUGAGCUGGUGGCUAUCACUAAGUCAGAAAUCAUAAGCAAGCUUCAGGGUCGCUACGGCUGUUGUCGCUUCAUCAGGGAUGGAUAUCACUGCCCUAAAGAGGACCCUUCUCGACUCCACUAUGAUCCUGCAGAGCUCAAGCUGUUUGAGAACAUCGAGUGUGAGUGGCCCGUGUUCUGGACUUACCUCAUACUCGAUGGGAUCUUUGCUGGAGAUCACGUGCAGGUGCAGGAGUACCGUGAGGCUCUGGAAGGUAUUUUGAUCAGAGGAAAGAACGGCAUUAAACUGUUGCCUGAACUUUAUGCUGUGCCUCUUGACAAGGUUGAAGAGGAGUACAUCAAUCCUCACACAGUGGACAGAGUGGCCAUGGGACAGCUUCCACACAUGUGGGGACAGUCACUCUACAUUUUAGGCUGUCUUCUGGCUGAGGGGUUUUUAGCAACAGGAGAGAUCGAUCCUCUCAACAGGAGAUUCUCCACACACUUCAAACCAGAUGUUGUGGUACAAGUUUGUGUUCUAGCAGAGUCGAAGGAGAUCCAGGAGUUUUUAAAAGAUCUUGGGAUCGUGGUACAAACGGUGUCAGAAGUUCUGCCCAUCCGGGUCAUGCCCGCCCGCAUCCUGAGCCACAUCUACGUUAGACUAGGAAAGUGUAAAAAACUGAAUCUGAGUGGGAGGCCUUACAGACACAUCGGAGUUCUGGGAACGUCCAAAUUCUACGAGAUCAGAAAUCGAUCCUACAUUUUCACUCCUCAGUUUCUGGAUCAGCAUCAUUUCUAUCUGGCCCUGGACAAUCAGAUGAUUGUGGAGAUGUUACGAACAGAGCUGGCCUAUCUCUCCUCCUGCUGGAGGAUGACAGGACGACCAACACUGACUUUUCCCAUCACACGCAGCAUGCUGGUUGAAGAUGGAGAGGCGGUUGACCCGUGUAUCGUGUCGACACUCAGGAAACUACAGGAUGGCUAUUUUGCUGGAGCCAGGGUGCAGAUGUCAGACCUCUCUAGUGUUCAGACCACCUCCUUCCACACCCGCCUCACCUUUCUGGAUAAAGACAGUGAUGACAGCUUAUUUGAGGAUGUGGAAGAAGAUGAUGAAGAAGAUGACGACUCUGUUCUCCCAGACAAAGGCUCUAAGGAUGUGUUUGACCAGUACCUCACACAGCUCCUCCACAGCACCACUACCACCAAGGGUCAUCUUCCUCCUAUCCAGAGGGGACAACACCACGUCUUCAGCCCUGAACACACCACGAGAGACAUUCUGUCUUUCAUGGCUCAGGUUCAGGGCUUGAGAAUACCCAAGACCUCCAUGUAUCUACCGGCGACUCCGGUCAUGAACAAGCACCGUAAAUCUCUAAACCUUCUUGAGGCUCUUCAGCCUCCUUCUUCUCCGAAUGUGAAGCAGCAGCCGAAGCACCUGAGUGUUUCAGACCUGCACCUGCCACGAGACCCUCAGGGCAACACAGACUUUGCAGCUCUGGUAGAGCAGCUGAAGGAGUGUCCCACUCUGCAGGACCAGGCCGACAUCCUCUACAUUUUAUACAUUCUGAAAGGAGCUGAUUGGGUGGUGGAGCUGUCCUUUCAUGGACAGGGUGGAGUCACUGUGAAUGCGCUUCUGGAGGAGCUGUACAUACAAGCUGGAGCCUGUAAAGAAUGGGGCCUCAUCAGAUACAUCUCUGGAAUAUUACGCAAGAGAGUGGAGGUCCUUGCUGAGGCCUGUACGGAUCUGAUUUCUCAUCACAAGCAGCUGACUGUGGGCCUGCCUCCUGAGCCAAGAGAAAGAGUGAUCACAAUGCCUCUUCCUCCAGAGGAGUUAAACACGCUAAUAUAUGAAGCCAGUGGCCAGGAUAUCAGCAUAGCUGUUCUCACUCAGGAAAUCAUGGUUUAUCUAGCCAUGUACGUGCGCUCCCAGCCUGCUCUGUUUGGAGACAUGCUCCGGCUCAGGAUAGGACUCAUCAUGCAAGUGAUGGCCACAGAGCUGGCUCGGAGCCUGCACUGCUCCGGUGAGGAGGCAUCGGAGAGCUUAAUGAGCCUGAGCCCAUUUGACAUGAAGAACCUGCUACAUCACAUCCUAAGUGGCAAAGAGUUUGGAGUUGAGAGAAGCAUGAGACCAAUCCAGUCCACCGCCACCAGUCCUGCUAUCUCUAUCCAUGAACUGGGGCACACUGGGGCCACCAAGACAGAACGCACAGGAAUACACAGGUUAAAGAGUGAGAUCAAACAGCUGGAUGGCUCUCGACCUGGCAGUAUCUUCAGUGGCGGUCUUUCCUUGAGUAGCAAUGUAACCUCCCCUCGCUCCACGUGUUGCAGCAGCCCCUCCACCCCCAGUGGAUUGCUGUCCCCAGUGGGAGACAGUCCAGGACAUGGGCAUUUCCACUGGGAGGAGAGACAGGGACAGUGGUUGAGGAGGCGAAGGCUGGACGGGGCUAUCAACAGAGUCCCGAUGGGCUUCUACCAGAAGGUCUGGAAGAUCCUGCAGAAGUGCCACGGCCUGUCUAUUGACGGAUAUGUUUUACCCUCUUCCACAACAAGAGAGAUGACUGCAGGAGAGAUCAAGUUUGCAGUGCAGGUGGAGUCGGUGCUGAACCACGUCCCUCAGCCGGAGUACCGGCAGCUGUUGGUGGAGACUUUGAUGGUUCUGGGCCUAGUGGCUGACGUGGAUGUGGAUAACAUUGGUGGGAUCAUUCAUGUGGAUCGCAUAUUACAUUUGGCCAAUGACUUUUUCCUUAACGACCAGAAAUCCUUCAGCGCCACUGAUUAUUUCCUCCAGAAGGACCCGGCAACAGGAAUUUGCAACUUUUUCUACGACAGCGCCCCGAGUGGCAGCUAUGGCACCAUGACCUAUCUCUCCAAGGCAGCAAUCACGUAUGUCCAAGACUUCCUUCCCAAUUCCAGUUGCCUGAUGCAGUGAAUAAGCUGACAGGUGCUGCCACCGACCGACUGAUAAACACCUGAGAUUCCCAAGAGAUCCGCUGGCUGAAGGCGAACAAAGCUUCUGGUUUUCAGCUCAUGUGGUGCUCGUAAAUAUUUACUCUUCCAAAAAACUUUAGCUCGCAUGCACUGUUGCAAUAUCACGGCUCUGACAGCUGCUGGAAAUGACUUUAAACAAGUUUAUGUAGUCUUUGUUAGGCUGCUGUUCAAAUGUGUGCUUAUAUUAACUUAGAUCAAACAUAAUUUAAACGAAAAUGUCUAAAGACAUGAGCACAGCUCUGUGCUUUUAGAUAAUAUAUUUUAUUGGCUGGUAAUUUAUUUAGAUUUUUAUCAUUUAAUUUAAAAUGCUACUGAUGCCAUCAGUCUUCACAUUGAUUUGCCUGUGCACUACUAACCAUUAAAAAAUGUUGUAUUUGCACUUAAAACAAUAAUAAUGUGUUCAUUUACUAUUUUGAAUGACCUAAAAAUUUGAAGAUAAAUUAGAGACAGUUAUUUUGAUGUGAAGAUGUUUGUGUGUGUGUGUGUUUUUCUUCUUUCUAAUGCUAAUUUAUCAGUAUGUGUGUAUUUGAGUGUCACAUUGUGGUUUUGCAGCUCACCUGUCUGUUCACCAUUACCUCAGCUCACUAAAAUGGGCUUAGUUAAUUUGUUUGAUGUGAAAUUAAGUGUAUCCCUGCUAUGAGUUCAUACUGGUUACAGUAGUAUUCAAGCGAUGUCAGUAACGAAACGUUUCUCUCCCGAUAAAGGGCGAAAUAUCAGGUUCAGUGGUAUGAUUGUAACAACAUUAUAACUGAAAUCAGAGCACUGUGCUGACUGCAUGCACUUUCAGGUGUGGAGAACAACCGAGUGACAGGUGGAACCUGUGUGCUGUAUAUUUGUAAUGUGGCUGGAAUAAAGAUUUUUCAUAACAGUU